GCUUAUUCAAUAAUUUUUUGGAAUAAAAAGCAUGAGCGCUUGACGAAGUAAAGAAGUAGGUCACUGAGGAGCUGACGCCUCGCCCAGGCGAGCGAUAACGUCAAGACGUAGAGGUAGUAAGUUCGUCGUAGUACUGUGUUGUCUGUCUUCCCCGUGGGCUUCUAGUUCCAAAAACAAGAACAUGCCCGAGCAGUCGUUAGCGGCUUUGUUGCAGGGAGCCUCCACGGCUUCCUCCUCCUCGUCGUUUAAGCACGUGUCGUCCUCGGACGGCAAUGUAGAGGAGGAAGACCUCGCAACCCGCACGGAUUACACGUUUCACUACCUGCCGGACGCGAAGUUUCGCAUGUGGACCGACCGCGGGUUCCAGAUGCUGCUCACCAAGUGGGGCUUCGGCGAGUCCAUGUGCAUCGGCAAGUGGAGGUUCGAGGAGAAAGUUGAGCCGGGGAACCGAGAGCAGGGCAAGAAUUUGGUCACUAGCUUCUUCAAGUCCGAGACCAACCGCGCGGCGCUGCAAGCGCUCGGUGUGAGUGUGUUGGCACCAGCGAAAUUGGAGGUGAGAACAGCGCCGGUUGCAAUUGACUUCUGUUGUUUUGUACCGCUGGCACGUCUUCUGAGGCCGACCCGGUUAGGAGUGAGGGCCGUAGUGGUGCUUAUGCUUGGUAGUCUCUCAUAAUAAGCACUUAGGUUUCAUCUCGUUCGCGUAUUGAGAUGAAAGUAAAGAACUCUCUUUAGUGUUUCUGCACUGAGCCGACCGCCCAACACUUCUCUACAAAGGUGGAAGUCGAAGACAUAUCAACGGCGGAAACCAGUAUGCGCUUGUUCGAGAAGCUGGAGGAGUGCGGCGCGGUCGGAAAAACGGGGCACAUCAAAGGCCGGCUGGACGAGUUUGUAAACGACGUCGUAGUUAUAUCCAAGGCAAAAAAUCUGUCAGCGUAGGCGUCUUGUUGCGGUAACAAAAUGACCACAAAUUCGUUCUGCAUGGCAGUGACAUGCUCAUCCUGUCAUGCGCAGCUAGUACGUCGUGAAAACACGUAUGAAGAUCGGACAUUAUUUGAUUAUGACUUCUGGCGAGAAAGAAUGACAAUUGUAACUGUUUCGCUUUGUCGUUUUCCGCAUUACCGACUUACAAUUCCUUACGCAUUUUUGCUUGCAUAGGCUAACAGCUUGAUUCGGGAGGUGUUCUACAUGGAGGAAAGCGACCUCUACGACGUCUAUACGGAGAAGGACCGAAAAGAGUUUAUACUCAGGAUAUUCCAGCACCUGCAGAUUGGUAUUUUUUUCCAAGGUUCAUGAUCAAACGCAUGAAGAUCGAUCCCUAGCGUCAUCAUAAUAAUCAUCAUUUAAUUUUGCGCCUUUUAUGAUGAUUUUCCCGAUCAUUAAACACUUUGAUGUAGUACGCGCAAAUAAUUUUGCGGGAAAGUUGAAGUGGCCACUUCAACUUUCCUCGGAUGAGAGAAGUCGAGGUGGCCACUUCGACUUUCCUCCUUUGCGGGAAAGUCGAGGUGGCCACUUCGACUUUCCUCGGAUGAGAGAAGUCGAGGUGGCCGCUGCAAGUCGAAUAUGAUUAAAUCAUAUCAGAGCCACAUCACCCAUCGUUAUGACCUGCGGGCGUGUGCUGUCACUGUGACGCGAUUAUGAAAAAUAUACAAACACAUAGGCGGCGCAACCAAUCAAUAUGAGGACGACAUCGGUGAGUACCUAAAAGCAACGAAAGCUUUGUACCGCGACUUUAUCGAAUGCAAAAAUGCCUGGGUCUGGAAGAUUGCGAGAUUUGUCAUGCUUGUCUUUAAUGACUCUGGAACUUGUCAUGCACAUUAGCAUUACCCAAGAGCCCCGUUUUUCUGUCAUGCAGAAACGCAGUUUGUCAUGCAUCAUAGGCAACACCUAGAAGCUCAGAAACUUGUUUUGCUGCGCCAGCACUUGUGCUUGUGGCCUCCCUGCUCAUGAUACGCCACCCGGCAUCACAAGUUUCCAGACCCAGACAUUUUUGCAUUUGAUAGACUUGGUGUCCGUACGAAAGAAGGAUGACGGCGAGCCGGAAGUCACGUCCAUGGUGUUUGAGGUACCAAGAAUUCUAUUUAAUAUAGAGGGGCAGGGGUGCGGAAGUUUAAGUUUUAAGUAUUUCUACUAGUUUGCGGAUUGCAUGUUGUCCAUGUGCAUGAUCUCCAUGUCCAAAAGGCACGUUGGGUCGUGUCCUACUGAGUCAGAGUCUACUGUCGAACAUAAACAAGCUAUUAACCGAAACCACGCUUCGAGGUGACUGGGUUUAACGGCCAAAGAAACGGUGGCCUUUUCAAGCGGGACCACACGACGAAUUAUGAAGUGCACGAAAAAUAUCGUACUAGUAUAGAUUGCAUCACAAAUUUUGGCAAGAAGAAAAGAGGAAUUCGUAAAAAUACUGCCUUGCCUUUACCUUAUCCUUAGGAAGGAGAUUUGUCAUGCGUAUUUGCAAUCAGUACGAAUGCGAUACUUUUGCACAGGAUACGGAUUUCUGUUACCUGAUUGUGGACGGUUUGCUGCGCCACGUCACUAUGUGGAAGUUUGCGUACGAAAGUGCGUGGUGAACAAAGAAACAGUGCUGGAAAGCUCUUCUUCCUGCUGUGUCGUGAUGAGGGUGCGCGCAAAUUUUCGCUCUUGCAACCAUUCGCACUUCUAUGCUGACGCUAGUUCUUGCACUUGCAGGUGCAGAGUUUUUGAAUUAGAUCUUCGUCGUCUCUUCUAAGGUUUUUGUUCUUUUCCGCGAGUUUCCU
Amoebophrya sp. A120 is the source of this 2750-nucleotide messenger RNA. The record is from the annotation of a GenBank genome assembly. NCBI's taxonomy places the organism in Eukaryota, Dinophyceae, Syndiniales, Amoebophryaceae.